Messenger RNA from Siniperca chuatsi (mandarin fish), 4181 nucleotides. RefSeq names its product caM kinase-like vesicle-associated protein. Gene Ontology annotation, cellular component: intracellular anatomical structure. The transcript has 12 exons. Gene Ontology annotation, molecular function: calmodulin binding; calcium/calmodulin-dependent protein kinase activity; ATP binding. The record is from RefSeq and is a predicted model, not a curated record. Gene Ontology annotation, biological process: peptidyl-serine phosphorylation. Lineage: Eukaryota; Metazoa; Chordata; Actinopteri; Centrarchiformes; Sinipercidae. Bases 377 to 1681 code for a protein of 434 amino acids.
UGACCCUUCUCCUCCUGCGUGCGCUGUCCUAUCCGCUGUGCGCUCUGGACACUAACCCCCCCUCCUCCUCCUCCUCUCCUCUUCACCGCGCGGAGCUCGACGCAGACAGGCACAACAGAUGGUACAGUACUACAGGCUGCAGGAGCGCAAUAAUUUGAUGUAGAUGUACUUUUAUUUCUCUAAACUUCACAGGAACGCUUAGUAUAAUAGGAGUGGGGGGGGGCUCGACUUUGACAGUCACUGGAUCCUACGUUUAGAGGCGGAAUUUGGUGUCAAGACCUCUCAGCUCCACACUCCUCUGCUGGCCCUGCAAAGGUUGAAACAGCAAGGCUAAUAUGCUACAUUGCAACUUUAAUUAGUGCGGUCAGGAGUGGCCAUGCCAUUUGGCUGUUUAACAAUCGGGGAAAAGAAGGAUUAUAAUAAUCCUUCGGACGUGACGGAUAAAUAUGACCUGGGUCAGAUUGUUAAAUCGGAGGAGUUCUGUGAGAUAUUCAGAGCCAAGGACAAAACUACAAUGAAAAUGUACACAUGUAAAAAGUUCCUGAAAAAGGAUGGAAGGAAAGUCCGCAAGGCUGCGAAAAAUGAGAUCCUCAUCUUAAAGAUGGUGAAGCAUCCCAAUAUUCUCCAACUGGUGGACGUCUUCGAGACCAAGAAAGAGUACUUCCUCUUCCUUGAACUCGCAACAGGCAGGGAGGUAUUUGACUGGAUCCUGGACCAAGGCUACUACUCAGAGCGAGACACCAGCAACGUGGUGCGCCAGGUGUUGGAGGCUGUCGCUUACCUCCACUCCUUACGUAUCGUUCACAGAAACCUCAAGUUGGAGAACUUGGUUUACUACAACCGCCUGAAGCACUCUAAAAUAGUCAUCAGCGACUUCCAUCUUGCCAAGCUGGAGAACGGACUGAUCAAAGACCCCUGUGGGACACCAGAGUACCUGGCUCCAGAGGUGGUUGGCAGACAGCGAUAUGGCAGGCCUGUGGACUGCUGGGCAACAGGUGUCAUCAUGUACAUACUGCUGUCAGGCAACCCUCCUUUCUACGAUGAAACUGAUGAUGAUGAUUAUGAAAACCAUGACAAGAACCUAUUCAGAAAGAUUCUGGCAGGCGAUUAUGAGUUUGACUCUCCGUACUGGGAUGACAUCUCUGAUUCAGCUAAGAGUCUGGUUGCUCGUCUGAUGGAGGUGGAUCAAGACCAGAGACUGACAGCCCAGGAGGCCAUAAACCAUGAAUGGAUCUCUGGCGGUGCAGCUUCAGAUAAGAACAUCAAGGAAAAUGUGUGUGCACAAAUUGAGAAGAACUUUGCCAGAGCUAAAUGGAAGAAAGCUGUGCGGGUCACCACCAUCAUGAAGAGACUGAGAGCACCUGAGCAGAGUGACUCGAGGGCAACCAGCCCAGCAACUGGUGCCCCAGCAGACACCACAGCUCCCCAGGCUGCCACUGACCCCUCCGCACCUUCAUCUGCCGCGACACCCGAGGGAACGCCCGCUUCUGUCACAGAGCUCCCUGCCGGAGCGGAGAUAAGUCAACCGGCACCAGAGGCUGGAGCCGGGGUGGCAGCCUCAGCCGCUGAGCCACAGCAACCGAGCCCGGCGCCGCAGGAGGCUGUGCCCACAUUGCGUUGUAAUGGAGAAGCUUCGGCUGCUCUCCAUGCAGCCACUGAGGCCGGGGACGAGCAGGGUUAGACCCCCUCCCACCCCUCCCUGUGUGACCUCUGCAGUCCCCACCAACUCCUGCACACUGUACAUUAGCUGCUAGCAUGGUGACACUGACUCUGCUUCUCUCUCACUUGCAGCAUUAGUUUCAUCUCAUGGAGGCUGUGUGCUACCUUUCCUGAGUGCUGGCUUUCUUUUUACAUGUGUCUUUUUUCACUGACCCUCCAGUGUUUUUUUGUCAGAUUAUAUAAAUCUCCACACACUUGAGUUUUAGGGGCAAAAACAGAUUUGCUGUCAAACUGUGGCUUAUGGCUAAAGUCUUCUUUCUGAUUCUUCUCUUAGUGAUAAGAGAAUAUAGGAAGACAUAAUUGUGCUGAAAACGGCUUUGAUUCUUUUUAAUGAGCAGACUUGGGAAACUUCUCUCUGCCACUUUUGCAAUUACAGUGUUUGUUCUUAGAAUCAGUAGAAAAGUUUUGCUUCUGAAAUUUUGACCUUGUACCGUAAUACUCAGUAAGUGCUGGUCCUCACACAUGGAGAAGAUCACAUAUUCCCGUCACUGGGGAAAUAUGGUUAUCUUUCUUAUCUGUCUACACUAACCAGUUAUUGUGUGUUAAACAAUGGUGAGAUUGGUGACUGGGAGUUAUUAUGCCCAGUACUGUAUUUUGAACUAGGCAGCUUCACACAUAAGCACACACACAAACACUAUGUUCCUUUGCUAACUUCCUGCUCAGGAAAGAACCUCAUAGCUGUAAGUGUAAAGAUUCUGUACAUAGAGACCUUUGUAGAAGUAGCCAAAACAGCAUGCAUUCUCACUUUUUGCUGUUCAUUUUACAUUUACAGCCACUUGGUGGAUAAAGAUGCGCUACUGCCAACCUUGUCUUACCGUAGGCCACAGAACCCUCGCCUCUUGCCACAAGCCAUGUCGAGGCCAAUGUUCUUUUCAAAAGCAUUCUAUAAAUGAUGCUGUCUAUUACUACUGUUCAUUUAGCGCCCCUGCUAUCAAUGUAGGUUAUAUGGGAAAAAAACAGUCUUCAUUACAUAGCAGUUCUAUGCAUCCAAAUUAAUUUGUAGCUUUACUUUUUUAGAAACGUCUUUAUCCAUCAUAUGACAGAAAUUGGUUUUUCUUUUGCUAGAUUUCCAUCUACUUGUAUCUACUUUGGUUUAAUCAUGUCCUGUGUGUUAGGACAUUGACUCAAAUGCCACAUAUGUCUUAAUAUUUGGUUGUAACUGUAAAACAAAAUGUGCAUUAACUGACCACAUGCGGCUUUCAAGGGAAGACAUGCAUCAUUUUUGACCUUGUGGUAACUAGGGUCAUCUUCACCAACUCAGCUUUGCUGACCUGUAUUUCUGAACUUAUUGUUUAUUUAUUUAUUAUUUAUUUAUAUUUUUUAUUUCCAUAUCUCUUUUUGCUUUGGUUUUUUCAUUUUUGUUUUUUUUUACUCUCAUUUGUUUCUUCUAUAGACUUUUCAGCUUAUACUUGAUAAACAGUAAUAAUGAUCUAUCCUUUCCUGUCACUGAUCCCCUCGAGCAUUAAUAAUGAGCUACAGAAGGACUUCUCUGUAAUCACUCUAGAGGAAAUUGAGCAAUAUUCGACUGGCUGCAGAAACUGUGAUUCCUGGUGUCCUAUUGAUACAGUCCAUGUACCUGUAAGUAAAAGUCUUUAGUCCUUACCAGCUGUCAGGCCCAUCAGGGCCACUUAACUAACACAUGGCUGCUGUCAGAUAAGUGUGUGUGUGGGGGAGGGCGAAUAAGACCAUAUUUGCUCCUCUGGCCUGUGAGUCCCCACAUGAUUUCCUGUGCUAACACGCACUGAACCACGGGCCCUCAUUCCCUGGUCACAAAGACAGCGGCCACAUUGUCAAUACGAUUAUUAGAUGAUAUAAUUAAAGUAUAAUAUGUUAUGGCUUGUGCUCGGCCACUUUGUCUGACUCUACCCAAUCUGUUGUCAAGAGUAUUUACUGUGAACACCUGUGAAUUUCUAUGAAAAAGUGCACCUCAGAUAAAAAGGGGCUCUGGAUAAAGCUGAUCACAUUUAUUAUCCGUAGAAUCUCAAGUUUGACUUUGUUGUUGCAGAGUCUUUUGUUUAUACAUGUAUCUCCUUUUAAUUUGUGCUAAGGUAGAUUGGUAGACACUCCAAUCAUUCAGAUUGUAUGUACCACUAUAUUAUUUCUUGCAUUGUUUAAGAUAAAUAUUUAGAUUUUAACGAGAUGCUUAAACAGAAGAAUAUCAGAUUUUUUUUAUGUGAAUAGAUUAUUUCAUGUAGUCCGUUCUCUUUGUUUAGAUGGCAAAUAAAUACUGUUUAAAUACUGUUACACAAUUUAAAGCAAUGCUUUUUUCCAAUUCAUUUCUCACUGUAUUUAGUAUUCCAUGUCUGUUCAUUUUGCCAUGCACUUACAGGUGUAUUUGUAGAUGUGAUGUUUGCCAGGACCAGUGGUCACCUGUAGGUCCUGUCUUGCAUUUGUGAGCUUUGUUCUGUACUCUUUGACUGAGUUGAUGACUUUGAUGGUAAUAAAAUUCUACUUCAUCUGUU